Messenger RNA from Symbiodinium sp. CCMP2592, 1185 nucleotides. Lineage: Eukaryota; Dinophyceae; Suessiales; Symbiodiniaceae. The record is from the annotation of a GenBank genome assembly.
AUGGGCAAACCGCGCCACGGAACAUUGAGCAUCAGCUUCGAGUGUGACCCGGCAGAGUCGGACGAGCUCGUCGCAGCGACACAAGCGGAGUUGGAUUGCCUGAAAGAUGGCUCCACAGAGUUCACGGAAGCAAACGUUGCAGCAGCGCUGGAGCAGGAUUCUCGUGAGUUUGAGGAGCUGAUCCACACCAACGGUUGGUGGGCUGGCACAAUGCUGGACCUUUAUUUCUCCCGUUGCUACGUGGCUUUCGGGGAGAUUGGCAAGCAGGAGAGAGCUGCGCGAUUCUGCAGCCACACCGAGUACGGGGGCCUCGCUGUACUUUGCGUGUACUCCUUCCAGGUUCGGUUCCGCGACAUAGGUGAGAACGGGGGACAAGUCUGCCGAAUCGAUCCACCGCAAGACCAUCGUUGGGGGAUCCUGCUCCCCUACGCAAGUUUGAAGCACUACCUGCACGACGGCGACUUCGGCUUGAUCGUGGUGGUUCGCCACAAGGUGGGCCGAAACGAGCCCGUGAGGCUCACUCACUGGAGGAGGGCCGUGAGAAUCAUGACAGACCGCCACUGCAGCAUGGAACACGCAGUCAAAAGGGUCACGGACAUUCGCAAGCAUCUCGAGCUCCUUGAAGGCAAGUUCGCCACAGCCACGUUUUCGACCUCCUCCAGCACGCGGACGACGGCAGGUGGGGGACCGGAUUCCAAUAACCGCCCCGCCGUCGUGGUCGGUGGAUGGGAUGCUGACCAAAGUGCAAGUGACACGCUUCGCAUGGCUAAAGAGCACAUUGCAAGCCUCGAGAUCGACCUGGACACCGAAGAGGCCUUUGUACCAGGGCUUCGACGUGGCUUCGCCAUUGUGCCGGUGAACAACAGAAGCGGGGAAAGUGACAUGGACUUCAGGGCGGCAAUGAGCGAAAGCCCCGAGCGCCGCAAGCGGGCACAAUUUGCCGGGAAAGUGAAACGUCUUGUUCUUGAACUGGAUGGAGACAAGCGACAGCUAGACGUCGAGUUCGGCACAGGCAACAUCUGGCAUGGGCAAGUGCGAGUUGCUUCCGCUGUCAGUACGGCUCCAAUUGGGGCGGCUUCUACCCGCGUGGGCUGGGUGCACCUUGCCACCAUAGCUAGCCAGAUGGGAGUCUCCGACAGCUCGCUCACGACAAAGUGGGACGAGCUCAGGAAAGCUUUGAGCUGA